This is a messenger RNA of Episyrphus balteatus (marmalade hoverfly), 2079 nucleotides long. RefSeq names its product polycystic kidney disease protein 1-like 2. Bases 1 to 2079 code for a protein of 692 amino acids. Gene Ontology annotation, molecular function: calcium ion binding; calcium channel activity. The transcript has a single exon. The record is from RefSeq and is a predicted model, not a curated record. NCBI's taxonomy places the organism in Eukaryota, Metazoa, Arthropoda, Insecta, Diptera, Syrphidae. Gene Ontology annotation, cellular component: membrane. Gene Ontology annotation, biological process: detection of mechanical stimulus.
AUGAAGUUUUCAGACAAAAACCUUGGAAAAUCUGUACGGUCUUCUCUAACAAUAUCGAUUAUAUCCAUACUUUUACUAUCCUGCUGUGUAUACUUCAUUGGUUUACGAUAUGAGACCAAAAAACUGAAGGCAUUUGUGACCACCAUCGUUCUAGUAUUUAUCUAUCAAAUUUUUGUCGGCGAUAUAAUUUUGUUCUUUUCAAAAGCAACAUACAGUGCCAUUCAACGUAUUUUGGCCUUUACUGAAGAUGUAAAUCCUAUCACAAUUGGAGUUCACCACAGAAAAAAAUAUCUACAACAAAAAAUCUGUGCUUUAAAAUAUGAACUUGAAUUGGGUCCAACGUUUUUCAAACGCAACCAAGCUUUAACUUUUAAGUACAAAGAGAUUUUGGGUGAAUUACUUCUGUAUGGUUGUUAUUUGACAGUUUUACUAAUUCUCGUAAUUGGGACCAGGGAUCCAUUGUUGUAUUACAAUACCCGAACGAUAAAGGAUGUAUUGAGAAAUCCAAAAUUCAGUAAUUCUGCUACCAGUACUAUUUUAACUUCGGAUGAUUUGUAUACAUUUUUAAACGAAACUAUUGUUAAUGGAUUCAUUGAUGGAAGAUCAUAUAAUGGAAAACGCUUUGAUGAAAACGGUUGGACAAAUCUACAAAUAUCUAAAAUCCUUGGUGUUGUAAGACUUAGACAAAUGCGUUACAAAAGUUACAAGGAAAAGUCAAACUUUGAUGAUGUAAUUUAUGAGCCUGGAUGGUUGAGAGACUCAUCACUUCCGUUCAAGGAUAAAUUUUGGCGAAUUUUCAAACCCUGGGAGUAUCAAGAUAAAGCUCAAACUGGAGUUGAUCGUAAAAUCGGAAAAUUGCAUAAUUUACCUGGGGGAGGGUAUGUUACACUUUUCGGUAGAAAUCCACGAAAUUGUCAAAGAGUCUUGACAUUUCUUCAAUCACAAAAAUGGAUUGACAGUCAUACUGCAGUUGUAGUUAUCGAGUUCACUUUAUACAAUGUUGAUGCAGACGUUUUUACUUUGGUUGUGAUAUCCGCCGAACAAACGGGUUUUGAUUCAUUUGUGGUAACAGAUCGGAUUGAAACGCUUAAGUUACUAUUCAAUAUUGAUAACCUAUCCACAAGUGUUUUUCUGACUUUUCUAAUUUAUUUUUUCAUUCUAACAAAAGUCUUGGCUGAUGUUGUUUUGAAAAUGUGGUAUUCGACUUCAAUUAAGGAUUACCUUGCUAUGUCUUGGAACUAUGUUGAUAUAACAAUCGUUGGACUGAAUCUAUUUAUCGGACUUGGCGUAUGGAUUCGUGAAAUUUAUGUUAAGCAACUUUUGCAUCAACUUGAAACUAGUAGAAAAAAUGAAUUCGUUCCAUUUUACAAAGCUGCAGCUAUUGACGAAACAUGCACAGUUUUAGUAGCUUUUUUAGUUGCUUUAACAACUUUAAGAUUGUGGAAAAUUUUGCAGUUUGCAAAAGUUUUUCGAAUAUUAACAAGUACGUUACACCAUGCCAAGGGAGAAUUGGCAUCAACAACAUUUUUUGUUGCAAUCUUUUUGACUGCAGUUGGUCUAGGAUUGUAUAUUAUAAAUGGCAGUAAUUCACCAAGUUUUGUCCAGCUUAUAAAAAGUAUCACAACAUUGUUGUCAUUGUCAUUUGGAUUUGGCACAACAAUUUCGCCAUCGGAAAUGAAUUAUGGUGGCAAUGUUGUAGGAUUUAUUUUCUAUGCAAUGUUAGUGAUUGCUGUGACAAUAUUUCUCUUGAAUAUGUUUAUCACUGUUGUUUGUUUACAUUUUUCCAAAGAAAAGGAAAAAGAUUUUGAAGAAUCUGAAAAUGAGGAAGAUUAUAGUUUUUGGAAUUUUCUUAUUAUGGAAAUUGAAGAAUAUUUUGACAUAAAUUUAUUGAAGAAAUAUAAUGAAUCCAAAAAGAAAUCAAAAGGAACAAAAUUUAAUGCAAUGGAACGUAUGCAGCGAAUGGAGUUAAUAUCACAAAUUUUGGAUACUCAAAUGAAACUUUUAAAAGAAAACUUGAAUCGUGAAACCAAUUUUUCUGAAAUUGAAAUAAUCGUAAGUAGGACUUUGGAGAAAAAAUAA